This is a messenger RNA of Lactuca virosa, 801 nucleotides long. The record is from the annotation of a GenBank genome assembly. Lineage: Eukaryota; Viridiplantae; Streptophyta; Magnoliopsida; Asterales; Asteraceae.
AUGGCUUUCUCAUCAUCUUCUUCUUCUUUAUGUAAGAAUCGUCAGACCAUUCGAUCCAUUAGUUUGCCAACCAGACCACAUCGCAGCACUCUUCAAGUAGAAGAGGAGCUUACCAAUCUCAAAACAUGGGAGUCAUCUACCUCGCGUAUUCUUGAUGCUAAAAAAAUUUCAAGUGGUCUUGCAAGUCUGGAAAGAUUGUACACAUGCGUUGAUGAUCUUCUCAGUUUGCCACACACCCAACAAGCCCUUUCUCACUAUCAACAUGAGAACUUGGUCAACGAGUUGCUGGAUAGAUCAAUGAGGGUUUUGGACAUCUGUGGUUCUGUUAGAGACUUAGUUUCACAAGUGAAGGAACAUCUAAGAGAUGUUCAAUCAGCUCUAAGGAGGAAAAAGAGUGAUUUCAUCUUAGAUGUUUCUUUCCUAAAGAAACUGAAGAAGGAAUCCAAAACCAGUGUUGCAAAUUUAAAGCAAAUCGAACACUUUUACGGCUCAAAACCUUUGAAUCUCGACACACAUCUCUCUUCUGUGAUUAGAGUAAUAAGAGAUGCUAGUGAAGUCAGCGUUUCUGUGUUUGGAUUGCUCUUGUCGUUUUUUUCGGUGUAUAUUCCAAAGUCGAAGUCUGAAACUAAAUGGUCCAUGGUCUCAAAAUUUAUUCAGAAAGGAGCAACAAGUAAAGAUCAACCUCGAAUUUGCAUGGAGGGUUUCGAUUGCAAUAUUGAAGGCAUUGAGAAUGGUUUGGAUUUGAUGUUUAGGAGGAUGAUCAGAACAAGGGCUUCGCUCCUAAAUAUUCUAUCUCACUAA